CUUCAACCUAGAAAAAUCAAUGGUGAGAGAUGCUCAUCAUAAAGUCAUAUAUCUCCCCCACGGGAAGAGAGCCACAGGUUCUUCAAAGCUAAAUGACUUGAGAGGCGACUUAACACUUUCAUUCAACUCCUAAAUGACUCAAAUUCAGAAUCUUGUUCUAGUUCCAACCUUGUUCUAAAGCCAUCAUUUGUAAGCUCAAGAAACUUCCAUCCUUUCUACAAUGAGCAAACCCAAAACCCAAAGAAAACCAACCAUUACCAAACAUGUCAGCCAAAACCAAAACCAAGAGCUACAGAAAACAGAAAAACAACCUUCAUGGGUGGUAAGAGGCCUGUUGGCUUGUAGGAAUGUUCAAAUCCAGCAACAUCAGCAGCAGCAGCAGAAGGAAGCAAAACCACCUCCAGAAGCAAAAGAUCAUCAACACAGGAAAAAACAGGAACAGAGAAAGCUGCAAGAGGAAAGAAUCCCGGAAGAUAACAGCAAGAAGUGCAAGAAGAUGAAGUGCUCAGGUUCGCUUUGUAACAACACCAAGAUCACGGCAAAGCCGGACACAUCAACCCCAGAUAUCCACAAGAAAAGGUUGUUUCUAAAUGGAUGCAACAGCAACGAUGCUUCCAGCAGAUCCAUGAAAGCACCUCUUACCGAACACAAUGGACCCGUUUCAGCUUCUUCCUCUUCAUUGUCAGCAUCUUCCAAUUCUUCUGGCGCUGGCUCUUUCAGGGGAAUGCCAUUCAGGAGACUUUCCGGCUGUUAUGAGUGUAGAAUGGUGGUAGACCCGGUUCUAGGCUUCACUAGAGAUCCUUCUCUCAGGAGUAGCAUUUGUUCUUGCCCCGACUGUGGCGAGAUCAUGAAAGCUGAAAGCUUGGAGCAUCACCAGGCAGUCAAACAUGCAGUUUCUGAACUGGGUCCAGAAGACACCAGCAAGAACAUAGUUGAAAUAAUAUUCCACUCCAGCUGGCUGAAGAAGCAAUCUCCAGUGUGCAAAAUAGACCGCAUCCUCAAGGUCCACAACACCCAGAAAACCAUUACCAGAUUCGAAGAAUACAGAGAUUCCAUAAAAGCAAAGGCCACGAAACUCCCCAAGAAACACCCACGUUGCAUAGCAGAUGGCAACGAGCUACUCAGGUUUCACUGCACCUCCUUCGCGUGUUCUCUAGGCCUAAACGGGUCCUCCAACUUGUGCAACUCCGUUCCACAGUGCAACAUUUGCAGCAUAAUCAAGCACGGGUUCAAGGUUACCGGAGGGAGCGGUAUCUUGACAACGGCAACGAGUGGGAAGGCUCACGACAAGGCGUGUGUGGAUGAGAGUGAAGAGAAGAGAGCAAUGCUGGUUUGUCGGGUUAUAGCAGGAAGGGUGAAGAAGAAUGCAGAAGGAGGCAUGGAGGAGUAUGAUUCGGUUGCAGGGGCUGUUGGGGCUUAUUCCAAUUUGGAUGAGUUGGUUGUAUUCAACCCAAGAGCCAUUUUGCCUUGCUUUGUUGUAAUCUAUAGUGGCUUUUGAUGAUAUGUGUUGUUGGAUUGGGGGGUGAGUGAGGUCACAACUUCCUUUCAUAUAUCAGUUCCUUUGCUUUGUUAGCUCUUUUUAAGUUCUAGCAUCAUCUGGUUGAUUAUUUCGUUGGUGCUUUAUGGGGGGAGUAUAGAUCAGUCUCAGAUCAUUUUUGUAUGUGUUGGCUGGUAUCACUGACUCUCCAAUCCAUGGCAGAUUUAAUCAACGACUGUAUAUUACUAUAACAGUUAUAUAUUAACCGCAUGAUAAGCCUUUAUUUUCUGUAC
Vigna angularis (adzuki bean) is the source of this 1770-nucleotide messenger RNA. RefSeq lists its product as uncharacterized. The transcript is spliced from 2 exons. Bases 221 to 1498 code for a protein of 425 amino acids. NCBI's taxonomy places the organism in Eukaryota, Viridiplantae, Streptophyta, Magnoliopsida, Fabales, Fabaceae. The record is from RefSeq and is a predicted model, not a curated record.